Messenger RNA from Lichtheimia ornata, 657 nucleotides. RefSeq lists its product as uncharacterized. The record is from RefSeq and is a predicted model, not a curated record. Gene Ontology annotation, molecular function: DNA-binding transcription factor activity. Lineage: Eukaryota; Fungi; Mucoromycota; Mucoromycetes; Mucorales; Lichtheimiaceae. Bases 1 to 657 code for a protein of 218 amino acids. Gene Ontology annotation, biological process: regulation of DNA-templated transcription. The transcript has a single exon.
AUGUCAACUUUUACUGCCAAUAACAGCCGAAAGGCAAUGUCGAUCUCCUCGCUUGUCAAAGAAGAUACCACCACCACAACACCAACGCCUCCAGAUUUUGAAGAGGAAGAACCCUAUCAAUUUCAAUGCACCGAGCCACCGUAUCAUCGUAGUAGCAACAACAGCGUCUAUGAUAGUAGUGAGCCUAUGUGCAUGUUAUCGCCUCGUUCCAUGUCAGAGCGUUUAGAUCGAGAAAACGGAUCCGCAGCAGCAUCUGCAGCAGCACAUGAAGGGGUCUUGGGUCAACGAAGUAAAUCCGCAGCCUCGUUUUUCGAUAUCAACAGCAAGCAUACAUUGGAUGAACGCCGUCGAAGGAACAAAGAAGCAUCCGCACGUUACCGUGCUAAAAGAAAUCAGCAAAAUGAGCACAUGCGGUCCUUGGUGGAACAGUUGCAACAACAAAACAACGUCCUAUUUAUGGCAUUGCAAGAGGCUUAUCAACAUCAAGGUCGUGCUGCUCCAAGGAGUAUUGAAGACCUCAUGAUGUCCAUGAAUAUCAAAGGUAGUGAGUGCACCACUACUACUACCAACUCUACCAACUCUUACUCUGUAUCACAGAAUAGUCGCUAUUAUCCCUCACCCACUCUCUCUAAUGCGUCCUUGCAAGAUCGUCUGUAA